This is a messenger RNA of Theobroma umbraticum, 3462 nucleotides long. RefSeq names its product RNAse E/G-like protein (gene RNEE/G). Gene Ontology annotation, biological process: rRNA processing. NCBI's taxonomy places the organism in Eukaryota, Viridiplantae, Streptophyta, Magnoliopsida, Malvales, Malvaceae. Gene Ontology annotation, molecular function: RNA nuclease activity; starch binding; RNA binding. The record is from RefSeq and is a predicted model, not a curated record. Gene Ontology annotation, cellular component: cytoplasm.
GCGAAAAACCCCAUUUAUCCAUUUAUCCUCUAAACUCUCCAAUCCUUUACGCUCCUGGCAGUGAACCUUCACUCUCUCUCUCAAAUGACGAAACUGCCCGUACUAUCUCCCAAAAGUUACCUACCUGGCCAUGAGCUGCUUCACUGAGCUGCAGCACCCCACUUUCAUGGCUAUCGUAGAAGCUUGGCCUCGGCCUGGGGGUCUCUUCUCUCCUCGAACACCGUCUUGUUUGCUUCGCUCCUUUAAGUUCUUAACACCGUUUACAGACCAUCACAUUGCCCUUGGGAGUGUGUUCAGAUUUACACUUUGUGCCGGAAAUCAUAAUUCUCUGACAAGAUCCCCAAUAAUGUCCAUGAAGAAAGGCCUUUCGACUGCCACUUUUGAAGGACUAUGUGAGGUAGUUUGGACUGUAGAAGCAGAUCUGGCAGAAGGUCAACUUCUCUACAUUAGUGGGGAAUCUGUUGCCUUAGGCUGCUGGGAACCAGAGAUGGCAAUCCUUAUGUCUCCUACUGUACAUGCUAACAUAUGGAGGGCUGAAGUGAAGAUAACAUGUGGUGUAAGUUUCAAGUAUAAUUAUUUUAUAAAAGGAGAAAUGCAGCCUUUAUCUGACAUCACUUGGAGACCUGGACCACAAUUUUCUUUGUCAGUUCCUCCAUGUAAGAAGCAAGAAAGAAGGAUUAUGGUGAGAGAUUCAUGGAUGAGGUCUAGAACUGAAUGCUGUCCACCUCAUGUAUGGGGGUCAUGGAUUGAUGAAACUGAUAUUCCUAUAAAACCUUCAGUCUCAGUUCAAGUUGAAGAUGAAGAGAUUAUGAAACACCUCAAAAGUGAUCCAAACGAGUCAGAGCCAUUCUUGAAUGACCUUACAGUCAGGGAUGAAAUAGAACCAAGUGAUGUGGUUGCAAUUAGUGAUUCAGAGGAGGGAUUAUAUUCUUAUACACUUCUUUCUGAAAGAGACCAGCCUGUCGAGGAACCUUGGUUUUUACAUUCACCUCCAUUCUUUUUCACAUAUGGGGAUGAUAUGGAGGCUGAUGUGUUAAAAUACAGCAGCAGUGUCAAAGAUGAGAUUAUAAGGUUGGAAGCAAAUAAUCAGCAAUACCAAAUUACAGAAAAAUUCUUGCCCGAAGAAAGCAGUCCUAUAAUUUCCAAGAAGGACUCUGUAUCUACUGUUAUAUUGAUUAACUCUUCAAUAUGUACCAUGCAAAGGAUUGCUGUACUGGAAGAUAGUAAAUUGGUUGAGUUGCUACUUGAACCAGUUAAAAGCCAUGUGCAAUGCGAUAGUGUAUAUUUAGGAGUAGUUACAAAUCUUGUUCCCCAUAUGGGUGGUGCAUUUGUAAAUAUCGGAAGCUCUAGACAUUCUCUUAUGGACAUAAAGCACAACAGGGGACCAUUCAUAUUCCCUCCAUUUCGUCGGAUGACAAAGAAACGAGUCAAAGGUUUAGUUUCUGAAGCCCCUAGUCAGCAUUUAGCUACUAAUAAUAUUGAACCUCCCCAAGAAGAUGUUUUCAUUGAAGAUGCAACAGAAGAUGACUCUGAGGAUGAGGAGGUGCAAUUUGUGCAUAAUGACUAUGAGGAUAAUGAUGUUGAUGACGAUUUUGAUGUUUCAGAAGUCAUUAACGAGAGUGUUACUGGUAGUGUAGUUGACUAUGCUGAAGCGGAUGCUGAUUUUGAGGGCUUGUUAGAUGGAGAGCAUCACCUAGUAGAAGGAAGUCUUCUUGGUUCCUCUUCUUUAGGAAUAUCUAAUGGCUCUACAGUAUCACAUUUCCAAUAUGUAAAGGAUGCUGAUGAAAACAAGUGGGACCUUGUCCGAAAGGGAACCAAAAUAAUUGUGCAAGUUGUCAAAGAAGGAUUGGGUACAAAAGGUCCCACAUUGACUGCUUAUCCAAAAUUAAGAAGCAGAUUCUGGAUAUUACUCACUUGCUGUGACAGAAUUGGAGUCUCAAAAAAGGUCACUGGUGUUGAGCGUACGCGUCUGAAAGUCAUAGCAAAAACUUUGCAGCCUCAGGGCUUUGGUCUAACUGUAAGGACUGUUGCUGCUGGCCAUUCUUUGGAGGAGCUGCAGAAGGACUUGGAAGGUUUGCUUUCAACUUGGAAAAAUAUAGUAGAACAUGCUAAAUCUGCAGCUCUUGCUGCAGAUGAAGGUGUAGAAGGAGCAACACCUGUUUUGCUGCAUAGAGCAAUGGGUCAAACACUCUCAGUUGUCCAGGAUUACUUUAAUGAUAAGGUUAACAAAAUGGUAGUUGAUUCGCCAAGAACAUAUCAUGAGGUUACCAACUAUCUUCAGGAUAUAGCUCCUGAUCUUUGUGAUCAAGUAGAGUUACAUGAUAAAGGAAUUCCCCUUUUUGAUGAAUUCAAUGUUGAGGAAGAGAUCAACAAUAUCCUUAGCAAAAGGGUUCCCCUCCCUAAUGGAGGUUCCCUGGUGAUUGAACAAACAGAGGCCUUAGUCUCUAUUGAUGUGAAUGGAGGACAUGGGAUGUUUGGUCAUGGAACAUCACAGGAAAAAGCUACUUUAGAUGUCAACCUUGCAGCUGCAAAACAAAUUGCUAGGGAGUUACGGCUUAGGGAUAUUGGUGGCAUUAUUGUAGUUGAUUUCAUUGAUAUGGAAGAUGACUCAAAUAAGAGACUAGUAUAUGAAGAAGUUAAGAAAGCAGUUGAGAGAGACCGAUCAAUGGUGAAAGUCUCUGAAUUAUCGAAACAUGGACUCAUGGAAAUAACAAGAAAGAGGGUUCGGCCUAGCGUGACAUUUAUGAUUAGCGAACCAUGCACUUGUUGUCAUGGUACUGGGAGGGUGGAAGCUUUAGAGACCUCCUUCUCAAAAAUUGAACAAGAAAUUUGUAGAUCACUUGCUGUGAUGAAACAGAAGGCUGACCCUGAAAAUCCAAAAUCUUGGCCAAGAUUUGUACUGAGGGUUGACCAGCACAUGUGCAAUUACUUAACUUCCGGGAAAAGGACAAGACUUGCAAUCUUGAGCAGUUCCCUGAAGGUUUGGAUUCUUUUGAAGGUUGCUAGAGGUUUCACCCGUGGAGCAUUUGAAUUGAAACCAUUUACAGAUGAGAAAGCAGACAAAAAUCAGCAUCAAGUUGCAAUUUCAAUGUUACGAUCUGCAGAAGCUGGAACUGGCAAAUCUGGCAAGAAACUGACUCUGGUUCCAGUUAAAAGGGCUAAGGCUAAUAGGAAAUAAUAAAGAGAUUUUGGUAUUCUACAUGAUGGGGCUUCUUCCUCUGGGUCGUACAUUCAGAAGAGCAGGAUCAGGGUAACAAAGAGGGUACCAGGAGGAAGAGGUGGUUUAGUAACAAAGUUGUUUCCAGGUCUGCCUUCUAGCUUUUAGUACGGUGCGAGUCAAGCCAGGAUAGCACUACUACAUUCUUUUGCUUUUUGAAUUGUUUGGUUCAUAUUGAUUGGCAAGCCAAUUUUGAUUCUGAGAACAUCUAUCUUCACAGCAAUGUUCAAUGGUUCCAAUUUUCA